GGAAUUUAUAAAUUGUCAAAUCUAGUCUAGGCCGUGUUGAUGUUUUGGUUUUUUUCUUGAACGAUCGUUUUUAGUGAAUAAAAAUAUGAUGAUUUUUCCCGAUAUUUAAAGCAUAAAACAUGCUCGGCUUUGAACUGCCGGUUGUGUGAACUUAUAUGUAGAUCCUUUAUUCGAUCCUUCCUUUACUUACGGCUUUGGAUACAAGAAAAUCUCCUAGCAGUUUGUCUUUCUCUAAACGAUGCAGUCGCAGCUAGAAGCAGUAUUAUUAGGUCAUUUUGUUUCCACUCAUGACGAAGGCGACACUUUUCACGAAGACGAAAACGAAGAUACUGAAGAAUUUGAUGAGAAAAUUGAAUAUAAAAUAAGAUGAAGAUAGAAAAUGACUUUUCAGGAUACAGAUGAUCAUGCUAAGAACAGUUCCAAACAGGCAUCUGGGAAAGAAUCAACCCAUCGCAGUAUUACGUUGCAGAAUCUUCUAUCUGCAGGUAUCUUGGAACCUGGGCCUGGUGCUAUGACAAUUGAGUAUCUGGGCCAAAAGUUUGUGGGAGACCUUCUAGAAGAUGGAAAAAUAAGAAGCCAAGAGACUGACAUAGUAUUUGCCUCACCAAGUGCAUGGGCAAUUGCAUGCAAGAGGUUUAUCAAUCCUGAUAAAAAGUCUGGAUGUGGAUGGGCGUCUGUAAAGUAUAAGGGAAAGAAAUUGGACGCGUACAAGAACGUUUGGUAUAAGAAGAAAAAGGAAGAGGAGGAACAGAAGCAAGAAAAGGAAACUAGUGUACAGUUGAACUUGAAUAUUCCACAAAGGAUUGUUAGCAGGAUGAUGUGUCAAUACAUUGUUGUAAAGCAUAACACUAUUGCCAACAGGAUGUUAACACAUGAUGCUAAUACAAUGAUAGACUGUGUACCCUUCUCCAAUCUGGGGAAAAUCCAACCAUUUUUGGUUUCACUGUCAACAAAUGCAGCUUUAUUGAUGGACUUCCAUUGCCAUCUAACUAGAUCUGAAGUGUCAGGGUACUUAGCAGGCUAUUGGGAUGUUAAUUCACAUAAUCUGCAGAUAACUCACGCCUUUCCGUGCUGUAGCACAAAAGCAGAUCGCGAGAACGCUCCCCGAGUCGAAGCGGAGAUCGCGAGAACCAUCGAAAAGGAACGACUGACAUUAGUCGGAUGGUACCACUCGCAUCCAUUUGCGGCGGCAGCACCGACAUUGAGAGAUGUGGAUGCACAGUUGGACUAUCAGAUUAAGAUGAAGGGUGUCUCCGAUAAUAGUUAUACGCCCUGCGUGGGAGUUAUUGUUUCGCCGUACAACUUCGAAAACACAUCGUUAGAAUCUAGCAUUAUCGCGUACUGGGUGAUCCCACCGCCAGAAACGAGACCCAACGAGUACGGCAGACCCAUGCUCAUGUCGUACAGUGUUAUACAUGACUCUGUAUUGCACCCUUACAUUAAAAAAGAAAUGGAAAAGUGCAUAAAUUACUACAAGAAGGAAAACGAUUUUGUCAAUUUCAAUGACAAGUUUAUCAACAACACUUGCUUCAUUGAUAAGUUGAAAACAACGUUGAUUUCGAAAUUUCCCAGAGACGAGAGUGAGACAGCUCUGUGGAAAUUCAUACGAGAAAGGUUGGGUAUUUCCAUAGAGGAAAAGGAUUUAUUGUCCAUCCCUAGCAUUAGUAAAGCAAGUCAGUUGUUGCCACCUAUGACACUAUCUUCGAAUUUGAUGCUCCAAACGGAUAUUUCCAAUUUGUUGUUCAAUUCUGCUAAAUUUUCCAGCGCUGGGAAUCUCUUAGGUCUACCGGAUCCUAUGGCUCACAGUACUUUAGCUGCUAACAAUAUGUUUUUGCAGUCAAAUUUGUUUAAAAUGCAAGAAUUGUUGCAACCACUUUCUACUAGUAGUCCGUUGAGUGGUAAAGGGAAGUCGGACCAUAAAAGUGGCCAAAAAGGUUCCUUAGAUACCAAAGGUGGAAAAACGGAUCUUACUCAAGGGAAAAUGGACUUCUCCAUGCCAGAUUUGAACUACUCGAAGUAUAUGAAAGACUUCUCGGCUAGCGAUUAUAUAAGUUCUUUGAAUAAACUUGCUAAGCAAGAUUUUCCAACACCUUAUACCAGCAAGACUGAUUUCGGUUUGAAUUUUAGUAAACAAAGUGAGAUAGGUGAGAAAACGCCGAAGGUUCCGAAGAUGGAUUAUGCAUCGUCUGGAAUGUUGGAUUUGAGUUUUUCGAAAAUGACUGCAAAUGAGUCUGAUACGCCGACUGAUUUAAGCGUGGGAGUCAUUGAGAGUAGUUCAAAUGCUGGGGCUGAGGAUAAGCCGCUCAAUUUGGCAGGAGAAUAAUCAUCCCUAAUUAUGGUUUUCGGAAAAUUUUUAAAUUGAUACUUAUGUGAAUUUGGAAAUAUAGAUUUCUAUUCUGCAUAUAUCAAUAUUUAGAUCCUUCCACACUAGUAUUAAGAGAUGAAGAAACGUUCAAAUUUGCUUAAGAAACUCACGUUUCAAAGCAAAUUUCUUUGAUAAAACAUCUUCAGCGACUCGAAAUAUAUGCAAAAACAAAGCUUGGAUAGGUGCAGGUACUGUACUGAGUUAUUAUUUUUUUACAACUCCGGCACACAUUUUAAAAAAAUGAUCAAGAUUUCCCAGCAGUUUUGAGAAUAUAUGGUGAAAAAUAAAAUGGUCUUUAAUCAAUAGACAAUCUUUAAGAAAAUGAGUGAAAUGAUUUUUGCAAAGAUACUAUUAUCCAAUAUCAAAACAGAUAAUUAAAAAAAGCAAAAUAUGAGGUUUUCCUUCGGUUUUAUGGAUUGUAUAUUUUGUAACUCUGGCAAAAUAACCAUAAAAUAAUAAUCAUAUACCGUAUUCCUGCUCCCAACAAGGGGCCUGAAAGAUCCUAGCAGCUAUGAGACAGUAGCAGAGCAUACAAAUGAUUUUUUCUAAAGUCUUUUUUAAUUGCUUGAAGAAACCCACUUAGAAUAGGUAUCACAGAGGCAACAACAGGAAAUAGCAUGACCUAGCGCCAUCUAUGAGACAGUAGCAGAAACAAUUUUUUUUUUGGUUAUUAGCCGAGCAGAAAGUAUUUUUUAGAUUUUUAAAUUCAUUUUUGUGUUCUUUUACCGUCUCAUGGAUGGCGUUAGUAUCUUUCAGGUCCCUUUUUAGGUACCAGAAUGUAGUAUUUGGUUUCAGGUAGAUAACGAUGACCACUACUUUUUGGUUAUUUUCAACUGGCGGAGAGGGGAGCUUAAGGAUAAAUCAUCAAUCCGCAGACUUCUACAGUCAUGUUUAGUGUCGUUCAACGAUACAGGGUGUUCAUUUGAAAAGUUCCCUCCACGGAUUAAUCGAACACCAUUGAUUAAAAGAAAAAACGGCGAGACACAUCAAAAGAUUUGUCAAGCGGGACAACUUUUUAACAAACUACUUCACCCCCUUUCACCCUCUCCCCCCAGGGUCAUCCCCUUAAAAAAUUUAAACGACAAGGGGUAUUCAGUAAUAGCUUGUUUGAAAGGUCUUUCGACGUCCUUUAUUUUGACGUGUCAUUUUUACGAACCGGUCGAUUCGUUUUCCAGGAAAUUAGAAAAAUCUUUGUUUAUCUUAAUUUGUUCAGAUGGAAAACAAAAACACACGAAAAUAUCACUUUUUAUUUCAAUAAGUGUUCAAAUUGUUGCCCGUUAUUGGCCAAACAAUGAUAUGAGCUAUGUUAAAAUUCCUUAAGGACAUUUUCAAAAACAUGAUGUGGGAUGUCAUGGCAGCUUUCGAUGAUGCGUUGACGAAGUUCAUCCAAACGCUCAGGUUAGGUAGUAAACACAAUAGAUUUCAAAUGACCCCAUUGAAGUCUAAUGGCGUCAAAUCAGGAGAUCUAGGAGGCCAUUCUAUAGGCCCUCUUCGCCCUAUCCAUUUAUCUGGAAACUCGUCGUCUAGCCAUUGCCGAACCGGAAGAACAUAGUGAGGAGGAGCGCCGUCUUGCUGGACAUAUAUUUCAGCCUCAAGUAUAGGGUUUCCAUCCUUUUCGAUUUGGUUUUCAAUGGGUUCAGAGAUAAGCGAAUUGAAAGUAUUUUCCAACAGUGGCCCAAUCACUUUGUUUCCUAAAAUGCGUGCCUAUACAUUAAUUUUUUGGAGGUACUGGGUGUGCCCUUCUACAAAAUAAUGAUGAUUUCAAUUGCUCCAAUACGUGCAGUUAUGUUUGUUAACAAAUCCAUUUAGAUAAAAUGUGCGUACAUCCUUGAAGCAGAUAUUCUUUACAUGAAUGGUAUUAUCAUUAAUCGUUGCAGUCAUUUGUUCACAAAACUCGAAAUCAUCUUCGGUAAACCCUUGCAAUAUUUUCAUUUUGAAUGGAUUAAAAUUAUAUAGUUUAGUGACCGCGUGUUCAGAGCCGGUCGCAGCAACAAUUUUGAGCAAUGAAGUAUUAAGAUUUAUUAAAAAAUCACCCACUUGGGCGGCUUCUUCCAAAACUCUCUGAUUAUCACGUUUUUUAUUUGCAACAGAAAGGUCCAAAACAUACCUAUGCGAGGUUAUAUUCACCGGAUGUAUAGGGUUAAACGUGAUGACAGUUUGCCGAGCACAUUGAUUUUGGGCACCAUAAAUUAGAAUCAUUUCUACUCUUUCGGGUAGUGUGUAAACUAUUUCAGAAUCGGAAACAAAAAAUUUAUUUUUACUAUCCCAAGAUUGUCACAAAGGUAAGUUACAGCAAAUUAAAUUCUUUCUUUCCCUUAGCAACAAAAAACUGAACAGCUAUAACAAUAAAUACAGUUCGCCCAGGAUGUCUGUGCUGAUGAAAAGAAUGCGGAAAAAAUUCGGUUUGUAGAUUUGGCAAACCCUGACGGACAACAUUUUGAACACUGUGAUAUUUUCGUGUGUCAUUAAGAUGAAUAUGGAUUUUUCUAAUUUUCUCUAAAACGAAUCGACUGAUUUAAAAAAUGAAACGUCAAAAUAGAGGACUACGAAAUACCAUUCAAACAAGCUAUUACGAUGAUUUAAAAUUUUUAAAGGAAUGACCCUGGAGGACCCAGGGUGAAGUAGUUUUUGCUUAAAAAGUUGUAUCUCUUGACAAAUCUUUUGCCGUGUCUCGGAGUUUUUCCUUUCAAGCAGUGGUUUUCGAUAAAUCUGUUUUCAAACCCUUUAUAUAGGAUAGACAAAUUGCAUCUUCAUAUUCAUAUCAUAUGGUGUUUUAACACAUAUUUUGCUCAUGUAUAUGUUGCUCUAGAUUAGGGCUCCUUUGAUAGUUCAAUUUUUCUGUAUAUAACCUGUAUUUUAUACAUUCAAGGAUUCUACAUAUGCUAUAAUUUUAUUUUCUGUACUUUUUGUGCUAGUAUACCUAUGUUAUACUUAUUUUAACUCGUCUAGCAUAUUUCUUAUUUUUACAUGUUUGGUGUAUAAUGAAAGUGGGUAUUUAUUAUAAUUUUUAUAUGACAGGUAUGUGC
Acanthoscelides obtectus is the source of this 5391-nucleotide messenger RNA. The record is from the annotation of a GenBank genome assembly. Lineage: Eukaryota; Metazoa; Arthropoda; Insecta; Coleoptera; Chrysomelidae.